Molecule: messenger RNA, 2748 nt
Organism: Olea europaea var. sylvestris
Lineage: Eukaryota; Viridiplantae; Streptophyta; Magnoliopsida; Lamiales; Oleaceae
Product: probable receptor-like protein kinase At5g24010
Exons: 2
Coding region: 76-2610 (844 amino acids)
Biological process (GO): protein autophosphorylation
Cellular component (GO): plasma membrane; plasmodesma
Molecular function (GO): transmembrane receptor protein tyrosine kinase activity; ATP binding
Source: RefSeq, a predicted model, not a curated record
UUUAUUAUCGUUUAUUCAUCCCUGCACUAUAUCAUGUCCUAUCAGUAAACACAUUCACCACCAAAAAUAUUAUCUAUGGAAAAUUUUCUGUUCAACAAGAUUUCUAUUGCUCUUUUUCUGCUGUUCCUCUUUCUCUUUUCUUUUAUUUUCUCUCUGGCCUCGGAUUAUGCUUUACCUGAAAGGUACUUCAUCAACUGUGGUUCAGCUUCUAGCUUCAAGAUCGCCGAUAAGACUUUCAUCGGCGAUGAAUAUCCUAGCACUUUCACCUUGUCUUCCCACAAAAUCAGCACAAUUAGAGACCCUACUUCACCUGGCGAUCUCUAUGAAAGUGCCAGGAUUUUCAAGAAACCAUCUUGGUACGAGCUAGACGAAGUCCAAGAUGGCACCUAUAUGGUACGUUUCCAUUUCUUUCCCUUUUCUUCGCAGGAAAAUCUCUUCGACGCUCAUUUCAAUGUUUCGGCUUCUGGGUUUUCUCUUUUAUCGAAUUUCAGUGUCAAAAACGGCAGUAGUUUACCGGUCAUCGAAGAGUUCUUCCUCAAGAUUAAUACCUCUGGAAAGUUCAGAAUUCAUUUCUUACCCCAGAAUUCUUUUGCUUAUGUCAAUGCAAUUGAAUUUUUUCUUACCCCAUUUGACUUCUUUCGCGAUUCUGAAUCAUAUAAAACUCCAGAAGGAAACACGACUGACUACAAGAGUCUGUUGUCUAGCCCCUUACGUUUAAUCCAUAGAAUUAACUUUGGGGGAUCAAAUAUUACGCCGGAUAAUGACACCUUGUUGAGGAGGUGGAUACCUGAUGAUGCUUAUUUGUUCAACAAGGAUUCGGCAAUUAACAAUUUUUCUACAGAUAGCCCUCUAAACUACCUGCGUGGAGAGGCCACCCGGUUUGAUGCCCCUGAUCCUGUUUACAAGACUGCCAAAAUAAUGAACACAAAUGAAAGUAGGCCAAACAAUAAUUUCAACAUUUCGUGGAAUUUCGGUGUGAAGAAAAGAGCUACACACUUUGUUCGGGUGCAUUUCUGUGACAUUUUUAGCCAAACCUCAAACGAAGGCCUCCAAUUCAAUCUCUCUAUCUAUGGUAAUUUCAGUAUCGGAAUAAGUCCAUUUUUUAAUACUACGGACACUGCCACUGCCACUCCUUUUCUCGUUGAUAUUGUAGUUGAUUCGGAUGAUUCUGGUUUAAUGAAAAUAAGUAUUGGGCCUCCAAGUGAUCCAAGUAAUGAAGGAUCCUUUCUAAAUGGAGUUGAAAUCAUGGAGUUUGUCAAGGACUUGGGUUCGGCUCCAGAGGAAGAUACAAAAAAAAGUUCGUUUAUAAUCAUUGGUUCAUGUAUAGGAGGUACAGUGUUAAUUUUCAUCUUUAUAGGGAUGUUAUAUAUUGUUUUGAAACGGAGAAAAACGAAGCCUGCUGAGAGUUUUGAUUUGCCAUUGGGAUAUCUCCAUGGGGGGAAUUCGCAUAGUAAGACAACUGAUAGAACUGUUAAUGGAGUCCCUCUUGCUGAUUUAAACCUCGGUUUGAAGGUGUCUUUGUCUGACAUUGUCUACGCCACAAAAAAUUUCGACUCCAAAUUGAUGAUUGGUGAGGGGGGUUUUGGGAAAGUUUACAAGGGAAUACUUCGGGAUGGUAAAAAAGUGGCUAUAAAAAGAAGUGAGCCAGGAAGUGGACAGGGCCUUCCCGAGUUUCAUACUGAAAUAAUGAUUUUAUCCAAAAUUCGCCACCGGCAUCUCGUUUCGUUGAUUGGAUAUUGUGAAGAAAGGUCUGAAAUGAUACUUGUUUAUGAGUUUAUGGAAAAAGGUACUUUAAGAGAUCAUCUGUACAUUUUGAGGGGCGACUCGGAGAAAUCCACUUCGCCUUCUCAAUUAUCUUGGAGUCAAAGGCUUGAAAUUUGCAUUGGUGCAGCAAAAGGUAUUCACUACCUUCACACUGGUUCUAAUGGGGCAAUCAUCCAUAGGGAUAUCAAAUCGACAAACAUCUUGCUUGAUGAAAACUAUGUGGCUAAAGUUGCUGAUUUUGGCCUUUCGCGAUCAGGUCCUCUGGAUCAAACUCAUGUAAUUACUGAUGUCAAAGGCAGCUUUGGAUAUCUUGAUCCCGAGUACUGCAGAUGCUUAGAAAUCACACAAAAAUCCGACGUGUACUCUUUUGGUGUGGUACUUCUUGAAGUACUUUGUGCAAGACCUGUCAUAAACAACUUGCUUCCACGGGAGCAAAUCAACUUGGCUGAUUGGGGAAUAUCCUGGCAAAAGCAGGGACAGCUAGAGAAAAUUGUGGAUCCUUUGCUUGUGGGAAAAAUAAAUCCCAACUCGCUAAGGAAAUUUGGGGAUACAGUAGAAAGGUGUUUGCAAGAAUGUGGAGUCGAUAGGCCUAAUAUGGUCGACGUCUUGUGGGACUUAGAAUACGCUUUACGGCUUCAACACACUGCAGUGCCUCGAGAACCAUAUGAAGACAGCACCACAGAAGUUACUUGGGAGUUGCCUAUGCCUGUUGUUGAACGACUACCUUCUCAAAGCAUUCCUUGUAUAGAAGAUGAACUUUCCCUCCUGUCGUAUAGUUUCUCAGAUGCUAGCCAAGCAAAUCCUAAUGAAGUGUUCUCCCAAUUGAAAGUCGAUGAAGCCAGAUGAUAGCUGAUUAGAAACUUGUUUUCAUCUUUGCUUCUUUAGCUUAGAAGGGUAAGUGCUGCUUUCUUACAUUCUGGUACUGUCGUCUCUUUUUGCAUCUUCAACAAUAAAAUAAAGGGAUGUUUAUUUGAGCGUGUUUAA